This is a messenger RNA of Emys orbicularis (European pond turtle), 1057 nucleotides long. Its product is annotated as ecto-ADP-ribosyltransferase 5-like. The record is from RefSeq and is a predicted model, not a curated record. The transcript is spliced from 5 exons. NCBI's taxonomy places the organism in Eukaryota, Metazoa, Chordata, Testudines, Emydidae. Gene Ontology annotation, molecular function: NAD+ poly-ADP-ribosyltransferase activity; NAD+-protein-arginine ADP-ribosyltransferase activity. Bases 131 to 1057 code for a protein of 308 amino acids.
AAACUAUUUCCUGUGUUAUGAACACUGCGGAUUAAGUUCUACAACUGCAGCCAGCUCUUGCUCGGGUCAGCAGCCUGCCAGGGACUCAGACACACUUGGGAAAGUCAGCCACACCGGGGAAGUUGGAACAAUGCUGCGGCCUCUGCUGAUCCCCUUGACAUACUUCUGUCUUCAGACCUGGCUGGGAAUCCCUCAGGCAAAAUGUGAGGUGCAGCUGAACAUGAUGAAAGAUGCUUUCGAUGACCAAUAUAUAGGAUGUGCUGAAGAAAUGCAUGGAAUUGCACAUAAAUUGAUACAGCCGGAAAUGUCUCCAUUUAGCCCGCUGUGGGAAAACGCAACAGAAAAAUGGAAUCGUGUGAAAACAACAAUUACUCGUCCCAGCAACUUUGAGGAUGAGUACGGAAUAGCCCUAGUAGCCUAUACUGACCCCACCAAAUACACCAAAUACAACAAAAUUUUUUCAACUAUAUUUAAUGAUGCAGUGAGUGGGACUAACAGAUCUCGAGCUGCUUACAUGGCCAGUUUCCAGUUCAAAGCCUUUCAUUAUUAUUUGACAAGAGCUUUGCAGCUCUUAUGGAAGGAGACAGGAGAAAAGUGUGGUGUGAUGUAUAAAACGACGGUGUACCGGGGAGUUAAUACUACUUCUAAGUACACGGGACAGGCUUCCAUCAGGUUUGGAUACUUUGCCUCUUCAUCUAUUAAUAGAAAAGUGGCUGAAAGUUUUGGCAAGGCCACGUUCUUCACCAUCCACACAUGCUUUGGCGUGAAGAUCCAGGACAUGUCAUAUAAUCGUUCCCAAGAAGAAGUGUUAAUCCCACCUUAUGAGAUAUUCAAUGUGGUCAAAAUACAAGGGAAUAACGUCACCCUCCAGAGCAUAAAGCAGAACUGCAGUAAUUUUAACUGCGCGUACCUGGGCGGAAAGAAGACCCAAACAUGUGUUUACAACUCUGCUACCAGAGGCGGCCCGGCCUUUCCCAGUGUUCUGAGCCCUUCACUAUUUGGAGGAUCCGUCAUCCUGAUCCACAUUGCUGCUCUGAAGCUGUUUGCUGGUUUCUAA